AACACCUAAAAUUCAUCAAGUGCUAACAGGUGCAGUGGAAGUGGUCUAAUUCCUUUCCUAAUUCAUCCAACACUCCGAACAAUGGGACUCGAACAUCGCUUUUGCCCCAUCAAUGGACAUACACUUGCUGCCCCAACCGACGCUGACGGCUUUGAAUCGUACUUCGUGAGACCGGAUCUGCCCUCUCGGUGCACAUGGAAACUCGGAACGGAAGAGGCCAGUCCUCAUCAAAGUAGGCCACUCAUACACAAAGAAAAAGCUCUUAACAGCAUUUUGGAAGCGAUCGGCAACACUCCCCUGGUCAAGCUGAACAAAAUUCCCCAGCAGUUCGGUGUAAAAUGCAAUGUCUACGUCAAGUGUGAAUUCCUCAACCCGGCCGGUUCGGUCAAGGAUCGGAUCGGACUACGCAUGAUCGAGGAAGCCGAGGAGCAGGGUCUACUGAAACCGGGCUACACAAUUAUCGAGCCAACAUCCGGCAAUACCGGAAUCGGUCUUGCACUGGGUGCCGCCGUCAAGGGGUACCGGUGCGUAAUUGUCAUGCCGGAAAAGAUGUCCAACGAGAAGGUCGAUACACUGCGAGCUCUCGGCGCGGAAGUUAUCCGUACUCCGAACGAGGCGUCUUUCGAUUCUCCGGAAGGAUUGAUUGCAGUAGCACAGCGUUUGCAACGGGAACGUCCCAAUGCGGUCAUACUAAAUCAGUACACCAACAGAUGCAAUCCAUUGUCACACUACGACGGAACUGGUGCGGAGAUUGCCGAACAACUUGACAAUAAAGUCGACAUGAUUGUGAUGGGGGCUGGUACUGGCGGAACCGCUACGGGAUUAGGUAGAAAGUUGAAGGAAAUAAAUCCCAACUGUCUGGUAGUCUGUUCCGAUCCAUGGGGAUCCAUACUUGCCCGGCCAGAACAGUUAAACGAGACGGACUGUAAGUUCUGGGAAGUGGAAGGAGUAGGAUAUGAUUUUGUGCCGACCGUGUUGGAUCGUGGGAUCAUCGAUCAGUGGAUCAAGUAUAACGACAAAGACGCUUUCAAUAUGGCCCGAAAAUUGAUCGCAGAAGAGGGUUUACUUUGUGGAGGAAGUGCUGGAGGAAACACUCACGUAGCAUUGAUUGCUGCCAAAUCACUGAAAGAACAUCAAAACUGCGUUGUAGUUCUUCCGGAUAAUAUCCGAAAUCAUCUGACGAAGUUUGUGUCGGAUAACUGGAUGGAGGCGCGGAAUUUUAGGGAGAGCGUCAACGUUCACAACCACAAAUGGUGGAAUCAACCGAUCACUUCGUGUUUGGGAAAAGAUAAUCCGGUCUCAAUUACCCCGAGCGUGUCGAUUAGAGAAGCUGUGAGCAUAAUGAAUACUCACCAAUUUCAUCAGCUACCGGUAAUCAACAAUGAUGGAACGGUACAGGGAGUUGUCUACUUGACUAACUUAAUGGGAAAGUUAGUAAAUAAUUCAGCAAAACCGACAGAUCCAUCUUCGAGAGCAAUAUUCAAACAAUUCGUCAAGGUAAACCGGGAGUGUACCUUGGGACGAGUCUCUCGAAUUCUUGAAAAGGAUCCUUUUGUUAUAAUUGUAGAUUUUGAGGAAAUUCACACUUCACAAGAACAGUCGGUCAUCCAAGAGAAGCUAGUUGGAGUUAUAACUCAGCGGGAUAUACUGAAUUUCAUUAUUAGAUAAUAAUUAUAAAACUGCUUG
Molecule: messenger RNA, 1686 nt
Organism: Malaya genurostris
Lineage: Eukaryota; Metazoa; Arthropoda; Insecta; Diptera; Culicidae
Product: cystathionine beta-synthase-like protein
Exons: 5
Coding region: 82-1668 (528 amino acids)
Cellular component (GO): cytoplasm
Molecular function (GO): cystathionine beta-synthase activity; cysteine synthase activity
Source: RefSeq, a predicted model, not a curated record